AUGAGGAGUGAAUUAGAGAGUCUUGGAUUAGAGAAUCUUGAACUUAAAUUGGAAAAUGAUGUGUUUGAAGAUACUGCUCUCCGGAAGGAAACAACCGGUCGCACUGAAGCAAGCCACCGGUCACCCAUAUUUGUAGAUGAAACAUGUGGUCUCUGUGAAGAAACGACAGGUCGUCCUUUAGAACUCAACCGAUCUCCCAUAUUUGGAGAUGAAGCAGGUGCUCUCGAUGUCGAAAUAACUGGUAGCACUGAAGCAAGCGACCGGUUGCUUGUAUCUGAAAAUAACGACAGUGAUUCUUAUAUGGAUUAG
This is a messenger RNA of Prunus armeniaca (apricot), 309 nucleotides long. The record is from the annotation of a GenBank genome assembly. NCBI's taxonomy places the organism in Eukaryota, Viridiplantae, Streptophyta, Magnoliopsida, Rosales, Rosaceae.